UUUCCGUUGUAUAGCAAACGUGUAGCCAGUUUAUUUGGAUUUGGAUCUUCCUAUCUUCUGCACACGUGUUCCUCUACACAGCACCCAUCAGAUUAAUCAGAUUCAUUCAGCAAGUAAUUGGGUUUAGUGUUGAUUUGAGAACGUUUCUGUUUGGUUUGUUUUUUCUUUCUCUGCCGCAAUGCUGCUCGAACAUCCCGGAUCGAGCUGUCAGAAUCCCGCAAAUUUCUCCAGAUACAGUGCGGGGCAAGCUACACUCCAUCUACAUCUCACAGUGAAACCUGAAGCUGCCACGCCAGCAACAAAGAAAGAUAUUCCAGUGUGUGCAGGCUGCAGUCAGCACAUCGUUGACCGCUUCAUCCUGAAGGUGUUGGACCGUCACUGGCACAGCAAAUGUCUGAAAUGCAGCGACUGUCAAUCACAGCUGGCAGAGAAGUGCUUCACACGUGGAGACGGCGUCUACUGCAAAGAGGACUUCUUCAAGAGGUUCGGGACAAAGUGUGCGGCGUGUCAGCAGGGCAUCCCACCGAGUCAGGUAGUGAGAAGAGCGCAGGAUUUUGUCUAUCACCUCCACUGCUUCGCUUGUAUCGUGUGCAAAAGGCAGUUAGCCACAGGAGACGAGUACUACCUGAUGGAGGACAGUCGACUAGUGUGUAAGGUCGACUAUGAGACAGCCAAGCAGAGAGAGGCCGACUCGACAGCGAAAAGGCCACGCACAACCAUCACAGCCAAGCAGCUGGAGACACUGAAGAACGCUUACAACAACUCGCCCAAACCGGCACGCCAUGUCCGCGAGCAGCUGUCCUCAGAGACCGGCCUUGACAUGCGAGUGGUCCAGGUGUGGUUCCAAAACAGAAGAGCAAAAGAGAAGAGGCUAAAGAAGGAUGCGGGAAGACAGCGGUGGGGACAGUACUUUCGCAGCAUGAAGAGAUCCAGAGGAAACUCGAAAUCAGACAAGGACAGCAUUCAGGAGGAAGGCAUGGACAGUGACGCUGAGGUCUCCUUCACAGACGAGCCCCCCAUGUCUGAGCUGAGUCACUCGAACAGCCUGUACAGCAGUCUGAGUGAGAGUUCUCCGGCUCUGAGCCGUCAGAGCGGAGCCCACGCUCCCUUCACCCUGGAUCACGGAUCUGUCCUGCCCUCUCAGGAUCAAUAUCACGACAUCCGUGCGAGCAGUCCGUACAGCCUAGCGCAGUCGCCUGCGUCCCUUCAGCCUCUGCCUCGGCAGCAGCCCAUCAUCUCCAGCCUGGUAUACCCUGACUCCGGCUUGCCCAUGGUGGGACAGGGCGGGCACGGCAUGGUGCAAGCCGGGCCGAACGGCCCCAGCUCGGACCUGUCGACAGGAAGCAGCGGCGGUUACCCAGAAUUCCCGGCCAGCCCCGCCUCCUGGCUGGACGAGGUCGAUCACAGCCAGUUCUGAAGGACUGAAAUAGGAAUGGCUUGGAGCAGCUUCAGGAGAGGGAUGGAAGGAAAGUCAAACUCCUUAUUAUUUAGACAUCUGCAUGGACUGACGAGUAGCAGUUUAGGACUCAUGGAUGGAGACUAAAAAAAAAAAACAUACAUGAUCCAGAAACUUUCGCUCUUUCUAUUAUUUUACGGACAGUUUUUACUUCUAAGGGAAUGGAUCUGUUUUGGUGACAUAAAGAUCAACCAUUCUGAGUCAGACAAAAAAAAAUAAUUAUUAUUAUUUAUUAAGAUGUCUGAGAUAACCAUGUGAGUUCCAGCGUGUGUGCACUUUGUUGGUGCAGUAAAAUGAAAAAAGAUAUUUGUAUGAAGACAUUGCUCCAUUAAUGUUCUAUAGAUGUCAGAUGGGACUUUGAUAAAGUUUAUAAAAUACUUCAUUUCUCCCCUCAAUGUCUAUGUGUAAACAUCACCAUUUUUUUUGUGUCCAGUUGUUGCCAAAUGUCUCUAUCUGAUAUAUCACGACUCAGCAUUGUGGAUCCUUUAUUUUUAUAUACAGUCUACUUGGAAGUCACGAAAACAUUUAGUGCAUUUUCUGAAAAGGAGUAGACGAGCUGUAGUUGUUGACUCUCGUUAUUCUAUAGGAUACUUCUAUGCAUUUGUGUGUUUUUGGAUGUAUCUUGUUCGUUUUUCCUCAGCCUCAGCUUGCAGCUCCAAGGCUCCUCUAAGUGUUUAUGUGAAAGAUGUUUUAUGUCUUAUUUAUUCUCUCUGAUAAUGAUGA
Clarias gariepinus (North African catfish) is the source of this 2179-nucleotide messenger RNA. RefSeq names its product LIM homeobox 3 (gene lhx3). Gene Ontology annotation, cellular component: nucleus. Lineage: Eukaryota; Metazoa; Chordata; Actinopteri; Siluriformes; Clariidae. Gene Ontology annotation, biological process: regulation of transcription by RNA polymerase II; neuron differentiation. Bases 179 to 1417 code for a protein of 412 amino acids. The transcript is spliced from 7 exons. The record is from RefSeq and is a predicted model, not a curated record. Gene Ontology annotation, molecular function: RNA polymerase II transcription regulatory region sequence-specific DNA binding; DNA-binding transcription factor activity, RNA polymerase II-specific.